This is a messenger RNA of Zea mays, 2519 nucleotides long. RefSeq lists its product as uncharacterized. Gene Ontology annotation, cellular component: endoplasmic reticulum; membrane. Gene Ontology annotation, molecular function: mannosyl-oligosaccharide 1,2-alpha-mannosidase activity; calcium ion binding. The record is from RefSeq and is a predicted model, not a curated record. The transcript has 17 exons. Lineage: Eukaryota; Viridiplantae; Streptophyta; Magnoliopsida; Poales; Poaceae. Bases 372 to 2057 code for a protein of 561 amino acids. Gene Ontology annotation, biological process: endoplasmic reticulum mannose trimming; mannose trimming involved in glycoprotein ERAD pathway; carbohydrate metabolic process.
UUUUAUACUUGGAAAUCAUAGCAAAGUAUGCGUAUUAAGGACGAAAUUAAUGCCCAUACCCCUCUCAUUGUCCCAUCAAACUCGCUACUGGCCUCGGGCCCGCCCGUCGUGAGGUCCGAGCUCGAUGCAGCCGAUCCGGCGGCGGCACCGAGGCUUUGCACUCCUCUGUCUCUCCGCCGCCCUCCUCGCUGCCGCCACUCUGCUCCCCGGCGCCGCCGUCGCCGAAGGUGUCACGCCCUCCGAGGCGCGCCGGCUCCGCGACGAGGUGAAAGAUAUGUUCUAUCAUGCGUUUGAUGGAUACAUGAAGUAUGCUUUCCCACUCGAUGAGCUGCGGCCCUUAAGUUGCCAAGGUGAAGACUCCCUUGGUGGUUAUGCGCUCACUCUUAUCGAUUCUUUGGAUACCUUGGCUUUACUGGGUGAUAAGGAGAAAUUUGGUGCUGCUGUGGAGUGGGUUGAAUAAAACCGUCUCUGUUUUUGAAACCAACAUACGUAUCCUUGGGGGUCUGCUAUCAGCUCACCUGAUUGCCAGUGAUUAUGCCACUGGUAUGAGAAUCCAAUCUUAUGAUGACCAGUUACUUCAUUUAGCUGCUGACUUAGCUCAGAGGUUGUUGCCCGCAUUUGACACUCCUACAGGUAUUCCAUUUGGAUCUGUUAAUUUAUUGUACGGAGUCGAUGAAAAUGAAAGCAAGAUAACAUCAACGGCUGGUGGUGGUACUUUGACACUGGAAUUUGGCAUAUUGAGUCGCUUGACUAAUAAUACUGUUUUUGAGCGAGUUACAAAAAAAUCAGUGCGUGGAAUAUGGUCACGCAGAUCAAAACUCAAUCUUGUUGGUGCCCAUAUAAAUGUCUUUACUGGUGAAUGGACACAGAAGGAUGCAGGAAUUGGCACAAGCAUUGAUUCAUUCUAUGAAUAUCUUCUAAAGGCAUAUUUAUUGUUUGGAGAUGAAGAAUACCUGUACAUUUUUCAGGAGGCUUACAAAGCUGCCAUGCACUAUCUCCAUCAUGAUCCUUGGUACGUGGAGGUUAAUAUGAACUCUGGUGCUACUGUUUGGCCACUCUUCAAUAGUCUGCAGGCAUUCUGGCCAGGGCUUCAGGUUUUAGCUGGAGAUGUUGAUCCUGCUAUUCGCACACAUGCUGCCUUCUUCAGCGUCUGGAAAAAGUAUGGUUUUACCCCUGAAGGUUUUAAUCUUGCUACAUCCACUGUACAGAAUGGACAAAGGAGCUACCCGCUACGACCAGAGUUGAUUGAAAGCACAUAUUGGUUGUUCAAGGCUACCAGAGAUUACAGAUACCUUGAUGUUGGAAGGGACAUAUUAGCAAGCCUUCAAUAUGGUGCCAGAUGCCCUUGUGGUUACUGCCACAUAUCAGAUGUGGAAACCCACAAGCAGGAUGAUCACAUGGAGAGUUUUUUCCUUGCAGAAACGGUCAAGUAUCUCUGGCUUCUUUUUGAUUUAGCUGCUGGCCCUGACAAUAUUGUUGAAAAUGGACCAUAUAAGUACAUAUUUAGUACAGAGGGCCAUUUGUUACCUGUUACUCCUGAGAUAGCCUUGGAAGAUGAACAUUGUUCAUAUUUUGGAGCAUUCUGUAAUGGCGGUGCCGACCAUGGAUAUGGUGCUAGUGCUAGUUCUACUAAGCAUCGAAAUGGAAACUAUACCCAAUUAGAUGAUAUUCAAACCCCUUCCAGUCACUAUUCAAUGUCCAAUGUGUUGUUUACGCCAGGUUACAUCAAGGGAGUUUGUCCAGGAUUGACUCAUGCGCAGAAAUUUGGGAUAUCAUACUCUGAUGAAGAGGAUAACUUUAUAGAGCAGACUUCUGAGAGUCUUGAUCAUCAUGGUGAAUCUGCCAUAGAAUCUAGCGUCCAAGACCAAUCAAGUUCUAUUAUAUUGAUCUCUCACCCAGUCGCAAGCCAACAGGAUGAGGCUUUUGAGAGCGAGUCUGGAAGUCAAGAUCAUGCAAAUAUUGUUGUAACUUCUGAUUCUGAUUCUGAUUCCACAAGCCGUGAUAAUACUGUUGGCUCUCCCGGAAUGAACUCGGAAGAACUUAUGGACGACAUAUAGGGCACCUCUAGACAGGACAAAAGAUGAAGAGGUUGCUCACAGUGUUGAGUCCAAGAUAUCAGCUGACCCUUUGCUCAUGUAGCAACCCAUUUCUGUGGAAUCUUCAGGGUCAAUGGCUUGCCGAAUGCAGAACAAGUUAGCAAGCAAGCAAAAUGUCUGGUAGACGAUUCCAGUAUCUUGCCAGCUUCAACAUCGGAAAUUGAUAUUUACUUUCAGAUAGAAUAUAUUACAGGGCGUACAUUCACUAAUUUGUUCUUUUUUUUCUGUAUCGAUCACUAAUAGAUAUUAUUUUGAUUAAUAGAGAAUGCACGAGUUUUGUACACCAGAUGCAUAUGAAGAGGCGCGGCACACAUCACAGGAUCUAUUUAGUGUAGAACAGAACAGCAAACGAGUUUUAGCGUGUAUCUUACAAGAUUUUAGAUUCGAAAAAAUCAAGGAUUUGAAGCUAACAUGCUCUUGAUA